AAUUGAUUUUUGUCGUGCAGCGAGCAUGCAGCAGGAGCGCUUGCUGAAAGUGCUCGUUAUAGGAGACUUGGGCGUGGGGAAAACGUCCAUUAUUAAGAGAUAUGUCCAACAAGUCUUUUCCCAGCAUUACCGCGCAACCAUCGGCGUUGACUUCGCGUUGAAGGUCCUGAACUGGGAUCACCAGACGGUCAUACGUUUGCAGCUUUGGGAUAUCGCUGGACAGGAGCGCUACGGCAACAUGACACGUGUGUAUUAUCGUGAAGCCGUGGGGGCUCUGGUGGUCUUUGACAUGACCCGAGAAUCCACGUUCCAGGCUGUGCUCAAGUGGAAGGUUGACCUGGACUGCAAAGUCACCCUCAGCGAUGGACGCCCGGUGCCGGCAGUUCUGCUGGCGAACAAGUGUGACCAGCAGAGUCAAGGCCUGCGUGCCGGACUCCCAAGGCUGGACACUUUUUCCAGAGAGCACGGCUUCAUAGGCUGCUACGAGACUUCAGCCAAGGACAACACGAACAUUGAUGCAGCGAUCAUGUGCCUGGUUGACAGCAUCAUGGCGAGUGAUGUGGCUAGCCCAGGUGGGCAGCAAGAGUCCAGCUUGCAGCUCCGUCCUGCGUCUAAAUGCAGCCUGCAGGAGCACAGUGCUUCCAGCUGCACCACCUGCUUGAGAUAGCCCAUGCCUCCCAAAGAUCCCACCCAUUUCUAGGGCAUGAGCAAAUAAGAAUCACAUGUUAAUCUGUCGAUAUAUGGACAUCCAUGCAAUAUCUUUUAUGGUCAUGGAGAUGAUGAUGGCUAUAAUUAUUGUUUAAAACUAUAGUGUUUUAUUAGUUAAAACAAUCAUUUUAAUUUAAAGCAAUGAUCCAGCACCACUGAGUCUGAAUUAUAAUAGCAUUAUCUACUAACUGUAACAAAAUACAUAUGUAUCAUAAAAACAAACAUUGUCUGUAGAAUAUUGACAAACUUCUGUUUUUAAGUGCAAGAAUGGGAUUAUAGACAAAUGCUUGAAAAGAAGAACAGUUUGUUUUUUUUUU
Electrophorus electricus (electric eel) is the source of this 1025-nucleotide messenger RNA. Its product is annotated as ras-related protein Rab-32. Gene Ontology annotation, molecular function: GTP binding; GTPase activity. Gene Ontology annotation, cellular component: late endosome; phagocytic vesicle; lysosome. NCBI's taxonomy places the organism in Eukaryota, Metazoa, Chordata, Actinopteri, Gymnotiformes, Gymnotidae. Gene Ontology annotation, biological process: phagosome-lysosome fusion; endosome to lysosome transport. The record is from RefSeq and is a predicted model, not a curated record.